Messenger RNA from Endocarpon pusillum Z07020, 1146 nucleotides. Its product is annotated as Histidinol-phosphate aminotransferase. The transcript has a single exon. Gene Ontology annotation, molecular function: L-histidinol-phosphate:2-oxoglutarate transaminase activity; pyridoxal phosphate binding. NCBI's taxonomy places the organism in Eukaryota, Fungi, Ascomycota, Eurotiomycetes, Verrucariales, Verrucariaceae. The coding region runs from base 1 to 1146 and encodes 381 amino acids. The record is from RefSeq and is a predicted model, not a curated record. Gene Ontology annotation, biological process: L-histidine biosynthetic process.
AUGCGAGAGCAAGCAACAUAUGCAAAGGAUGGAGGUCCUCAACUAAACUUUCUCGGUCUCAAUCGCUACCCCGACCCUCAUCAAGCCGAAUUGAAAAGACGAUUGUGCGGCUUGAGGAAUUUUAAGGUGCACACUCAGAAAGACCUGAGACCAGAGAACUUGUUCGUCGGCGUAGGGUCAGAUGAGGCCAUCGACGCUCUUCUACGAUGUUUCUGUGUGCCUGGAAAGGACAAGAUCCUUACAUGCCCUCCAACAUAUGGUAUGUACGCGGUCAGUGCGCAAGUCAACGAUAUUGAGAUUGUACAUGUUCCUUUGAACGUGACAAAGGGGUUUGCGCUACAGCCAGAUAGGAUCAAUGAAUCGUUAUCAUCAGAUGCUAGUAUCAAGAUGGUCUAUGUCUGCUCACCAGGCAACCCUACGGGAAGUUUGAUUAAAAAGGAAGACGUACAGCAGGUGCUCCAACAUCCAACAUGGAACGGGGUGGUUGUGCUUGAUGAAGCAUACAUUGACUUUGCUGCGGAUGGAUCGAGUCUAGCAGAAUGGGUUUUAGAGUGGCCAAAUCUCGUGGUUAUGCAGACACUGAGUAAAGCAUUUGGCCUGGCAGGCAUCCGAUUAGGAGCUGCCUUUUCAAGUCCUGACAUCACAGCACUGCUUAACAACCUCAAAGCUCCAUACAAUAUUUCGAGUCCAACGAGUGCAUUGGCAAUCGCCGCAUUGGAGUCAAAAAGUCUUGCUGUCAUGCGUGAAAACCGUGCCAAGAUCUUGAAGCAAAGGGAUUGUUUGAUGGAAGAGCUUCCCAAAAUACCAGGUAUUGGACGUUUCCUGGGUGGGACUGACUCGAAUUUCCUACUUGUUGAGAUACUUGACGCGCCUCGCCAGAGUGGGGGCAGACCUGAUAACGUGACAGCUUUGUCGGUCUAUGAAACACUGGCGGAGCAGAGAAGAGUAGUGGUCCGGUUUCGAGGCAAGGAAAUGGGCUGCGAAGGCUGUUUGCGGAUCACAGUAGGUACGGAAAAGGAGGUGAAUAUAUUUCUAGACGAGAUUGCAGCAGCGUUGAGAGACAUCCAUCACCAAGCUCUAUCAGACGGGACGAUGAGUCAGGAGGAGCGAAGGGCCGAGAGCAGAGCAAAUAAUGUGAUUAGCUAG